CUAUUUAAAAGAAAGAUAGAAUAGUUGAUUUGGGAUUUAAAAAUUGACAAGCUUUCUUUUAUACAAAAACAUAAGCCAAAUGUAUACUCCACACCAUCUAGCCGUAGCGACGAUUUCUUGGGUUUGUUUAUGUUGAUUAAUGCACGGAUGCAUUGUCAGGGCUAUGGAGAAAACUCUUCACGCCUUCCAAAUCAGAUUCUCUCUUUACAACACAAUAACCUGCGCCUUCCAGUUGGGAUUUCCAACGGAUUAUGGCACAAAAUUAUUCAGAACAUAAAAGGGAAGGAAAAGGAAAGGAGAAAAGUGAAAGCAGAGUACACCAGCGUGCUAAGUGGAGGACAGCCGCCAAACGAAACUCCAAAGAAAUCAAAGAUGGACAUAAAAUCCAAAGUCGAUCAGAUUGUUCGAUAUCUCUUUGUGAUGAGCAUACAAAUUAUUCUGCAAUCCAGGAUACCUGUGAGAGGACAAUCAGCAGCAGAGUCUACAGCGUCACCCUCCUCUUCUUCUCCCAAGGAGAUAGAAGAAUUCCCUUUUAAUCUAGCAUUGAAGAAAUUUCCUACAGAUGUGGCUGCUCUAGAGGCUUGCAAGAAAAAUGGGUUUAGAUCAGUUGUUUUGGAUGUUCUCCCUAUACAGUCUCCGCAACAACAAACUGAAGUAAGCUUUAGGCAUGGUAAGCUACAAAAAUUCUUGAAGACGGUUAUGUCACAACAACCAGACCGUAGGAGUGUUCUUGAAAGAUGGGUUUUGCAGUAUGUGAAACAUGAAGAUGGGCAAAAUGCAGAAAAGCAAACAUAUAGCAUGGAGAGGAUGAUUGCUAGAGUGUACAAAAGUACAAUGGUAUUGAUGCGUUCUUUAAUUUCCAUGACAAGGCUUUUGCCAGCAUAUCGAGCCUUUCAACUUGCUAAUACCUCAUCCUAUGGCAAGUUCUUUGGUCUCUGGUAUCAGUUUUUGCAAUUACCCCAACCCCUAUUGCAUGGGGAGGGAACCCAUAUGAAUUCCUAUAAAUUUCCAUCAAUCAAUGUUCCCUUUGGAAAAAUAUGCUUAUCAGUAGACUACCGUUCCCUUGUGGCUUCUGAUUUCAAUUUUCCAUCAGCACCGAGGCUACCAAAAAUUGUGCCAGAUUAUUAUAGGGGUGGCUCAACCACUGAUCCAGUGAAAAUAUUAUCAGAUGAUUGUUACAGUAAAAAUAUGAUGCUGAAUUUUGGUGGUUCUCUUCCUUUAACUGGAAGUGCGUUGUCUGCCCCUCCUUCUGACAGCUACAGGAAUGAAGAUUCAAACUACUGCAAAUUUGCAACUACAAGUCUGAGGCAUUCAUACAUACAAAGAGCUUUACAAACAAUCCCUCUGUCUCGCAGCAGGUCAUGUAGGUGCAUGGCGUUCUCACCGCUGAAACAGCUUCACUGUGAUGUACUGUGUACCAAGCAAACAGAAAGGGUACCAAGAACAUUCCCAGUAGAUAAGUCUGCACUCAUGUUUUCUGGAGCUUAUGAUUAUUGCAGGGAAGUGGAAGUUGCUGCAUCUCUUCCUUUUGCAGUUGACAAUGACAGCAGUGUGAAUUCAUUGAGCAGAGAAAACAUCAGGUUGGAUAUUACAUAUACAAAAAUGUGCAAUUUUGGAGAUGAUUGCUGCCUGUGGCCACUAUUUUAUAAGGAAUGUGUUGGUAGAAAGGAGGACUGUGCUCUUUGUGAUGACCUUGUGUUUGACAGUGCAUAAAUCAAGCUGGUUUGGCUUUUGAUAUCCUCAUGGUUACUAUGGUGCUGCUAUCAUGAAGGGGUGCUAUUUUUGUUAGCAAGAGAGGUUAUAUAGAGAUCUUGUGGCACCCCCACAAAAAUAAACCAUGUUUGAAUCUGAUGAGAACCCAUGCCCUUUGAAAGCAAUGCCCGCCAUUCUUGUCUUAUCUUGUUGCACACACAAGCUUUACAAUCUACCAGUUUCUUUUAAAUGAAAGUUGAUGAAUUGUCGCUUAAUUACCCAGGAUGCACAUCAAUACUGUUAAAAAUACGUAUCUCCUAUUAUGGGUCAUUGAUAAUGGAAUUUUUUAUCCUUCCCAGCAUACACAAAUUGUACAUUGAAGAUUGUGACUGAGUGAACAAGGUGAUCAUAAGCAAACAAAAGAUAACUAUCUAGUUGUGAACAGUUGAUGAAAUUGUAUUAUAACACAAAGCCUCAUGCUUACUGAUGUUGGGAUGAUUGAUUAUUUUGAUACCCGGAGGAUAACAGCAUAUAAUAACUUUGGCUUAAUAAAUUCUGAAAGUUCUAACUUCACGUUGUGUUGGUGGACUCCAUCUCAACUUGAGCUCAUCAAGAGCAAUUACAUGAAGUCAAUUUAAAUACCUUGUGUUAGGGUUUUUUUAAUGUUAGGGGUUAGUUAAUAAUAACUUGGUAGCUAUAUGUUAGGUAUAAGGUAGUUUCUCACACAUAACUGCCUACUCUUUAAUGAAUAGAGCAAUUUACUCUCAUUGUUAACAUCUUUUAACCAUCAAAUGCUAGAGUAAUGGUAUGAAGCUUAUUUUUUGUAAUCAAGGCUAUUUUGCAGAUGAAUGAAAAUGAAGAUGAUUGCCACAAAGAUUUCUAUGCCAUUUAGUGUACAUAAUUUGUGAUUCCAUUUCACAAUUUUUUUACAUCGUUUCUGGAAAGUUGUGUUGGUUGUUGCAUUGUCGUGGUCAGUUAGUAAGAUUCUAUUCAGUUAGCUAUCCAUAUUAUUCUGGUUUCACUAUUUUGGGUAAAUAUCUUUCUCGAGUCUCACAAAAUCUGCCUUGGGGAAGGAGCUCCAUCUCCUUGGAGGGUGCCUUUUCAUUUAAUAUUCCAUGUUCUUCAAAUGUUUUAUGUGGAAUUGUUCCUCAUAAAUCUUUUGGAUUUGGCUGUAGAUAUGUGCACAAAUUUAUAAACAUCAUCCUUGCAUUUUUCACAGGCAGGUAGAAUGGAAUCCUUCCCUACACAUACAUGUGUGCCUACAGUCCAGAACACUACCCCUAACAACUUUGCCCAUAACAAAAAUUUGGGAUAACGUUAAUUGCAUUUCUUUUUCCAUUAAACGAAGGCAGUCUGAACGAUGGAAAGUUGAGGUAUUACAGAUUUACUUUGUUUCAUUGGCAAUUUAAAUUUUGUUCUUUCAAACUUCCUCAAAAUAGCAACAUGUAUUAGAACAUGAUAUUUCUCUCAUCCCAAGUCAAGAAGCAAUUUGAGGGUAUUGAAACUUUUACUGAACUGAAAUUAAGUAAUUAAUAUAAAUGAACAAAUAUUAACACAUGAUAUUUGAGGCCCAAGUAAUUAAUAUAAAUGAACAAAUAUUAACACAUGAUAUUUGAGGCCCGUGUUUUGCAAAUCUGUAUAAAAAGAACAUUUGCAGAAAUUUGCCCCCAACAAAAUUUUGGGAUAACAUUAAUUGCAUUUCUUUUGCCAUUAAAUGAAGGCAGUGUAAACGAUGGAAAGUUGAGGUAGUAAAGAUUUACUUUGUUUCAUUGGCAAUCUAAGUUUGUUUUUUCAAACUUUCUCAAAAUAAUGACAUAUAUUAGAACAUGAUAUUUCUGUCAUCCCAAGUCACGAAGCAAUUUGAGGGUAUUGCAUCUUUUACUGGACCGAAAUUAAGCAAACAUGAUAAUUGAGGCCUGUGUUUUCUAAAUCUGUUUAAAAAGAACAUUUGUAGGUUAUCUUUUAUUUCAAGCACAAAACAUCUAAUUUCUGCAUUCACUGUAUAACUUGAUUUCCAGGUCGUGUAAUCUUAUGAAUCACAUUCAUUUAUGAGAUGAUUUGAAAUUUCUCAUCGCUUUGAAAAAUAUAAGAUAUGACAAUAUUGGAUGCCUGUCAUAUUCUCUGAAAUAUAGAUUUUUUCUGCUUUUCAAUGUAUCUUUCUGGAAUUCUGUCAUUGAACAAAAGGUUCAUCAAAAUCGGUUUGUUAUAAAAAGUUGAACUCCUGCAAUUGACACUGUUCUGUUGAAGCUAAAAUAAAACUUUAUUUUGUGUGAUGGUAAACUAUAAUAUAUAUUCAAUUUGUUUGAUAAUAGCGAAAUCGAUCCAAGAAGUGAUUAAUCAUAGUUAACACUAAUAGUGAUAGCAUUUCCAUUUUUCAUUGUCCUGUUAAGAUCAGUUCUUGAUCAAAGGCAUAUCUGAUGAUUACUCAUAAUAACUGUUACUUGAAGUUCUGAUUUUCUUUCUUAGAAAAUUCCAGGUUGUUUAUUAUAUUCAGCGUUUAUUCUAUCUAUUAAGAGAAUGGGGAAUGGUUAUUAUUGAUAGAAAAUAUGUUCUGAUGUUUUU
Cryptomeria japonica (Japanese cedar) is the source of this 4254-nucleotide messenger RNA. RefSeq names its product autophagy-related protein 13a. The record is from RefSeq and is a predicted model, not a curated record. The transcript has 4 exons. Gene Ontology annotation, cellular component: extrinsic component of membrane; phagophore assembly site; Atg1/ULK1 kinase complex. Lineage: Eukaryota; Viridiplantae; Streptophyta; Pinopsida; Cupressales; Cupressaceae. The coding region runs from base 130 to 1713 and encodes 527 amino acids. Gene Ontology annotation, biological process: protein localization to phagophore assembly site; mitophagy; autophagosome assembly.